Penaeus vannamei (Pacific white shrimp) is the source of this 2624-nucleotide messenger RNA. Lineage: Eukaryota; Metazoa; Arthropoda; Malacostraca; Decapoda; Penaeidae. The record is from RefSeq and is a predicted model, not a curated record.
CAACACCGACGCAGCAAUCAGCACACGGGGACUUGACAGCUGUUGGUGAGGAGGAACCUGUUACCUGCACGACGCAUAUCCCUUGUUCUUUGCUCUCACGCACUCCUGCAAUAUGUCAUCUUCCGACGAGGUGGAAUAUAAGGCCGGACAUCCUCCCGCAAUGAAAGUUGCAGGUGUCCGCCAUCCCCCAAGACGGAAGAGCGCAGAGGAGAGGCCUCGCAGAGACAGCGAUAAGGAUGUGGAGCAGAUUGUAGCGAGGAGCCCCCUAAAGCCUCCAGCUACAGUUCCACCUGUAUUAGGAAACUUGGAAAAAGAUUAUCCUGUAGCAGCUGUGAAACACACACAUGAAAAGCCUGUGCCAACGCACACUCCCCGUAAUACUGCAAACAUUGCCCCGAUUAUCCAACAGCCAAGGAAGUAGAUAGUAGUUUUAUGAUGGAGCUAUGUGCAUCCAAGCCAUCCUAGAUUACUCUCCUCAUUUCAGGUGGUCUGAGUGCUGUAAACCUGUAUUCAGGGCUCAAAUGAUAAACUACAGGGAUUUUUUUCUUUUUUUUAUAUAAUUCAUGAUAUUGGGUAAAGAACAGUCUUGGGUAACUAGAUGAUACAAUAGUUUUGAUUUUAAAUUAUAUAACUCCAAGUGUAAGAGAAAAUUCUCUCAUUCGCUCAAAUAAUCAGGAUAGUGUGAUAUAUUAGUAUCAGAUAGAUUUUUUUUUGUGCAAGUGAAAAUUGUUAGGUGCUGUAAGAAAUGUGGGUUAUAAUGAUUAAAAGUGAUGUACUUAUAAAUGUGGUGGUAUAAUAUGACUACAAGUACAAACAGUUGUGGGUUUGUGAUAUAUAGAACUUUUACAUAAAAAAAAAAAGAAAUUCAUGGGAUAAUGAAACUUUUUCACUUCUAGUUCUCACUCAUAAUUUACAUUUUUUCUUCUCUUGCCCAAGAGAAGGAAAAAAGGUCUUUAUUUUCAUGUUCCAUUUCUAUUUUAUCAUUAUCAGCAGGAGGAACACCUUACUCAAGAAAGCAGGCCUGCCCCCUUUUAUCCAACAAGCACAAAUAUAGAACUUGGUGUGGUGGAUAGAUUAAGAAGUAUUUUAAAAUGAGGAGUUGUAUGUAAUUCAAGCAAGUUCUUAUGGAAGUCUUGUAUUGAUCCUUUUAAAUGCUGGCUUUUUAGAACAUCUUUCUAUUUUCUUUAAUCUUUAAUUUUAUAGAUUUUUUUUUUUUUUAUGAAAUAAUUUUACAGCAUUUCAGUACAACAGAUGAGAGGUGCAUGUAUUUUUUUUUUUUUUUUCUUUUCCCCAGAAUUUCAAGUUUGAAAAGUCAUAAAUUAUCAAAAGAAAAAUAGCUUAGCAUACUGCUGUGAUAUUAAUAGUACCCAAUAUCUUGAUUUUUUUUUUUUUAUCUUAAGAAAUGCCAGUCUGACUUGAGGGAGAUAGCAACAUCAGUAAAUAUUUUUGAAAAUGAAAUGAUCAAGUACUAGCUUUUUUUUUUCUGAAACAUCCCUGUAUAAAGUAUUGCUUUUGUUCAUGUCCAUCAAAUUUAUGUAUUUGUAUUAUGUUCAUUUUGAAGAUAUCCAUGCUUUCUUAAUGGCAGUGAGUUUUGAUCAACUUUUGUAGAAUUAGGUAUGGUGAGGAUGUCAUAAUUAAGAGUUUACUGCUUUUUAAGAAACUAUAUCACUAAAGUACAAUGAAAGGGACCAGGUUCCAAGUACUAAAAAGCUACAUAUGUGCUGAGAAUUACUUGCUGCCCAAAUGUUUUGGUUGUUUGUAAAUCUAAAAGAACACACUUAUGUACCUGUGUAUGUGCAUUUCUGUGUGUGUUUUUACACUCAUACAUGAAGUGCAGAACUGAAAGGAACUAAUGUGUGUAAUAGUUAUAUUUUUGAACUGUUGUUUUCAAUUGUUUAUUGAAAUUUAUUUUUGUUUAAGUGUAAUGGAAGAGGGAAGUAAGUGUGGUAAAUAUACAUGGUGAAAAAUUACAUGUAUGAGGGAGUUUGCGGUUUGAAAAGUUUAUCAGAGUGAAGUAAAAAAAAUAUAUAUAUUCUAAAUUAUCCAGACAUCAAUUGUUGCAAGUAUUAGUAGUAACAAAGAAAAAAGUAGUGUGCAAUUUAACUAGUCUUGGCUUGUAUAUUAGCUAGUCAGCAAAAGAAAUUUGGUAGAAUUCCAAUGGGAAAAUGUAUACAUUCCAAUAAGGGACACAAAUGACACAUUUCUGGGAGUCAAGCCUUACAGUUGGGUUAUAGUUUUUGGUUGCAAUAUAAUUACAUUAUACCCGAAAAUAUGAAGAAAAGACAAUAACAUUAAAAAGUAAAAAAGAAAAAAAAAAAAAAAGGUUUUGGGAUAUUUUAUUGGCUUCAGUUUUAUUUCAGUAGUGAAUAAUUGAUCUCUUAUUAAUUAUACAAUUCAGGUGAAUGGAGAGAUGAAGAUUUCAGCAUUAUGAAUGUAUAUGGCUCAAUGUGAUUCUUCUGUAGGCAAACUUUAAAAGAUAAAAUAUAAGAUAUUGGCAGUUUUAUGGAUUGUGUUGGUGAAAAAAUUAAGAACUUCAUCAUUCCAUUAACCAUUCAUGUAGAAAUGAGAAACGUUUCAUUGUAUUGGGGAAAAUACAUUGUAAGAAAUAAAUGCAUAAAAAAGAA